Molecule: messenger RNA, 1416 nt
Organism: Macrosiphum euphorbiae (potato aphid)
Lineage: Eukaryota; Metazoa; Arthropoda; Insecta; Hemiptera; Aphididae
Source: the annotation of a GenBank genome assembly
AUGUCGUCAUCGGUGCACUGUCGCCGUACGUCGUCGCUGCAUACGACCAUUGCCCUGGUCGCCGCUGUGGCCGUCGUGGUCGCCGUCCACUCGACGGCCGCUGCCCCGCAGUCCGACGGCGACGCCACGAUCACGAUCGCCGGCCAGCAGUGCAAGUGUGUGCCGUUCUACUUGUGCGAUUCGAGCAAUACCAUCGACGUACCCUCUGGAUCUACAGAAUCGGGAUGUGGAGAUGCGGUAUGUUGCCGAGUACAAAGUGAUUUACCUUUACCACCAGUGACCGAAUCGUAUAUACCGUCGUCUGAACUACCACUUAUUAGUUCAUCAACUCAGGAACCGUAUAUUGAGAAUAAUAAGCCAUGUACAUGUGUCUCCAGAAAUCAAUGUUUAUCACCAAAUGGUAGUAAUAAACAGCAAAGUUCUAAUAUUAGAGCAGGCAGUUGCAGCAGCAAUAAAGUAUGCUGCAUAAAUGAAUAUGUCAAUAUCGGAACAACCCAGGAAACACCUAUUAUUAGCGAACCCAUAAAUAACAAUGAUCGUAGUUGUGGUAUUGGUAAGUCACCGCCAAAUACCAUAAAUUCUGAUAAUAUAGGAACCCGUAUUAUUAAUCCUGAAGAGAACUCAAACACUCAUUUUGGUCAAUUUCCGUGGAUGGCUGCUAUUCUAAAAACAGAUAUAAACGAAGAGACUGGUAUUAAAACAGAAAAUGUUUUCUUGUGUGGUGGUUCAUUAAUACAUCCACGAGUCAUUUUAACUGCGGCACACUGCGUCAGAGGUAAGGAUGUGAAAUUGUUAAAAGUACGAGUUGGAGUGUGGGAUACUCAGUCCAACAGUAACGAAGAAGAUAGAGAAAAGUCGCACGAAGAUCGUGGUGUUUCAAAAAUAGUUUACCAUCCGAAUCAUAAUAAUGGAACUAUGUUCAAUGAUGUUGCGUUAGUCGAACUCGAAUCUGAAAUUAUAUUACAUCCACAUGUUAAUGUUAUAUGCAUUCCUAACAAUGAAAAACAAAUAAACUACGACCCUCAAUCGUGUGUAUCAACAGGAUGGGGUAAAAAUGGAUUCGAACAGGGUAGCAAAUAUCAAACUGUGUUAAAAAAAGUAGACUUGUCUCUUGUGCCCAAUGAUUUGUGCCAACAGCAAUUACGGACCACGCGCCUUGGGAACUUUUUCCGUUUACAUGAAAGUUUUCUUUGUGCUGGCGGCAUAAAGGGAGUUGAUGUGUGCAAAGGCGAUGGUGGCGGACCGUUGAUAUGUGCAAUGAAAGGAUACCAAGGGAAGUCUAAAAAAUAUAUUCAAGUGGGUAUUGUGUCUUGGGGCAUUGGAUGCGGUGAUGAAAAUAUACCCGGUGUAUACUCGUCGGUAGCUGCCAACUCUCAGUGGAUCAACAAGGGGCUUAAAACGAUUAUAUCACAAUGA